AUGACGAUUCCGGAUUCACUUGUGAAGAACAAUGGCACAGCCUUCGACGCGACAUGGAGAUGGCUGAACAACUCGGACAAAGUGCACGCAUACCCACACUUCAAACUCGACUCCCCGUUAUACCCCUUAUCUCUCACGCAGCUAUCAGCGGUCGCAUUCGCGGGCGACUGGGGCAUCAAUGUGACAUCUGCUCUGCAGGCAGAUACUCAGGCGCGAGAGCAAGCCUUGAACGACAAUGACGUACAAUACAACGUCGCUUUGGACAUGUUCCUCGACGCAAACGAGACACAGGCGCAGGCAGACCUUCCACAUUACGAGAUCAUGGUUUGGCUUUCGUACUCGUACAAUGUGUAUCCGGUCGGGAUUGAUACCUCAAGUCCAGACAAAGACCAGUUUGUCAUCAACGGGACCAGAUUGUAA
Exophiala bonariae is the source of this 420-nucleotide messenger RNA. RefSeq lists its product as uncharacterized. The record is from RefSeq and is a predicted model, not a curated record. Gene Ontology annotation, molecular function: cellulase activity. Bases 1 to 420 code for a protein of 139 amino acids. The transcript has 2 exons. Gene Ontology annotation, biological process: polysaccharide catabolic process. NCBI's taxonomy places the organism in Eukaryota, Fungi, Ascomycota, Eurotiomycetes, Chaetothyriales, Herpotrichiellaceae.